Messenger RNA from Vitrella brassicaformis, 2372 nucleotides. Lineage: Eukaryota; Vitrellaceae. The record is from the annotation of a GenBank genome assembly.
GGAUGGCUGUCGAUAGAUAGCAGUCUGUAUAGCUAGCUGGCUGUCGACCUGGCUCUCUCUUUGCCUGCCUGCCUGCCUAUCUGUCACUUGAGUCAGGCAGGGGUGGUUCGUUUGGUUCGUGUCGGUCUUUUGGUCUGUCUGUCCGAGCAUGCCAUGCAUCCAUCGAUCGAUCAACAACACACAUGUACUAUACAUUCCGUUCAUUCAUUCACUCAGUACUGCCUGCCUGCCUGCCCUUGCCUGCACCCACUCAUUCACGCCCCGCCCCACCCCGCUCACCCAUGCGCUACACCUUAGUGCGACUGCCUCGCGCGUUGUCGGAGGUACAUGACGAUGUCGUGAAACAGAUCCUUCUCGUCCACACUGUUGAACCGCUGGAUACAUACAUCCAGCCAUCCAGCCAGCCAGCCACAGGGACACAGAAGACUCACAUACAUGAAUGACAUCAUCGACUGGUGCUCGUCAUCACGCAAGCUGGCUUCCCUCAACGGACUGGUGGUUUGUUUGGGCCCCACCCUUUGCUUUGCUUACCAAGGGUAUGCAGUUGCCCGACUCUUCCAGGUGAAUGGCAAGAGACCUGACGGUCAUGACGCACACCACACCAUAUGGACGACACAAUGCCGUGCCAUCACUCCCACAUUAGAUAGAUACAUACGCUCGUACACACUACAAACGCCAUUGCAUUGCUUGUCUCAAUUCGGCUGCCCCGCCUGGCUGGCUGGCGUGGGCGAGCCAGCCAGCCCAUCCAUUAUGUAUGUGGCGCCCUGCCCUUAGUGCGUGUGUGUGGACUUGCCUUGGGUCGUCAACGAUGCUUGCCCUUGUUUCUACUCUUUUGAGCUGUCUCGACACCAACAGCGCCUUUAUAUCACGUAUCGCUACCUUACGGGUCUUCUCCUGCACGCACACCACAGCCAGCACACAGCAGCACGUAGGAAGGACACGCAGCGACCGACCGAAGAGGCCAGACAGACACGAGCAGGGACACCCAGACAGCGGUGGAGGGAGGAGUCAAGUGAGGGGCAGUGGAGGUGAGAGUGAGUGAGUCAUCCACCCAUCCAUCCCACCUGGAAGGAGAUGGUGAAGGUAAGGUCGUCAACGUCGAGGCUCACAGUACACAAAAGGGAGGUGCCGUCCUGCACACACGCACACACACACAGACAGACAGACAGACAGACAGAGGAAGAGAGAGAGUGAGAGUGGCGAUCAGUGUGUCCCGUCCUCCGUCCUCCCGAGAUUGACUGUUUGACUGGCUGGGGCUGGUUGGUUGGUUGGUUGCCUGACCUGCAGGAUGACGGUGACUCUGAGCCCAUCCUGCAGCUUCCGUUGGAAGGCUUCGAGCUCAGGGGUGAAGGCAGCCGCCUCUGCCCCCUCACCAGGGCCGCCUGUCGGAGACCCAUUCAUCCUGAACAAUCAACCAACGAACCAACCAACCAAAACAUGAACCAAUUGAGUGAAUCACACACAUACGUGCACAGAGGACGGACAGACAGACAGACAGACAGACAAGGGGAGGACAGGACGUGACGUUUCAUUGAGCCCGCCUGCCCGCCUGCCUGCCUGCCUCGCGAGCGAGCGAGCGAGCGAGCCUGGCUGCCCUUCCCUCCCUCGACCUCUCCUUCUCAUGUAUGUUACCUACCCAUUGGUAGCCUGCACCAUCAUAAAGUCACACACAGGACAACAGAGGGUAGCUAGCCUAUUGCCUUGCCUUAAGGGCGCCUGUCUGUGCAAGUAGGUCUGUACUGAUGCUCACGUGGUGGCUGCCUUGCGCCGUUCCGUUGUCCGCAUAUCCAAAACGGUUCCCUGCAGGCAGGGCAGGCACCACACGGACGUGCCGCGUCUAGACUUCGUGCAGCUGGCCCGCCCCAGGCAGAGCUGAGCUCGUGACCGAUCCGAGUCAGGCGAGCUCUGUUGGUUGUACUGAAUUCUCUCCCUCUCCCUCUGUCUGUCUGUCUGUCUGUGUGUUACCCACCCACCCUGUGUGUCAUUGGGCGGCAGGAAUACGCGGUCCCUGUUCUGACCCACGUCGGUCGGCUCGACCUGACCCGCCACCAACACCAACAGAAGACCCUCAUAAGCCAUUCACUGGAUGCCCUUUCGUCCUCCCUCUGUGCCCCCACACCCACCGCACCGAGCAACAUGAAGACAGAUUCCCUGCACGCACACCCACACAGCAGAGGCCACCAAAGCAUGCCGAUAAUGAACCAACCGUCAGUCAUGGCUUUCGUGCCAUUUCUCUCCUUUGCUUCCCGUAUGUCUUACCCAUUCCAACCCCCCUCACAACCGUGCUCCUCCCAAUCACCACCCGGCAGCACAAUGCACCGAACCUGCCUCACCACUCGUCAGCACGGCUCACAAUCAAAAUCAGUCUCUAG